GGGGCGGGGCGGGGCGACGGGGACUAGACCAGGAAGCGUAGUCGGCGUUUCUGAGGCCAGAUAAGGAAACCUGAGCGACGCCUCACAACCUAGACCAGGAAACGGGGUGGGCCUGGGAGUUCAGGCCCGGAAGCCGAGGCCGGACACUCGAGCCUAGACAAGGAAACGGGGCGAGGUGUCGGAGGUUUGACUAGUGGUUGGGCGGGUUCUCAGAGCCUAGAUGUAGCGCGGGCGGGGCUUCAGGGCUGUGGUCCAGGUUACUGGGAGGCGGAGCCGCUGGGAAAGCUGUAGCCCGGAUGUCCGGGCGAUUCGUUUGGAUUGACUGAUCCCUCGGCUCUCCGGGAAUCCUAACGCGGCCAAUGGGUGUGCCCAAGAGGACAGAGGACGAAUGCUCAGAAAUACUGUCAGCCUUGCACAGAGUCCCCAGAACUUUAUGAUUGGCUCUAUCUUGGAUUUAUGGCUAUGCUUCCUCUCGUUUUACAUUGGUUCUUCAUUGAGUGGUAUUCAGGGAAAAAGAGCUCCAGUGCGCUUUUCCAGCACAUCACCGCAUUGUUCGAAUGCAGCAUGGCAGCCAUCAUCACCUUGCUUGUGAGUGACCCAGUUGGCGUCCUUUAUAUCCGUUCCUGCCGAGUAGUGAUGCUUUCUGAUUGGUACACAAUGCUUUACAACCCAAGUCCAGAUUACGUUACCACGGUGCACUGUACUCAUGAAGCAGUCUACCCGCUGUACACCAUUGUAUUUAUCUAUUAUGCAUUCUGCUUGUUGUUAAUGAUGCUGCUCCGACCUCUUCUGGUGAAGAAGAUUGCAUGUGGACUAGGGAAGUCUGACCGGUUCAAGAGUAUCUAUGCCGCACUUUACUUCUUCCCGAUUCUAACUGUGCUACAGGCAGUUGGUGGGGGUCUCUUGUAUUACGCUUUCCCAUACAUUAUAUUAGUGUUAUCUUUGGUUACUCUGGCUGUGUACAUGUCUGCUUCGGAAAUAGAGAACUGCUAUGAUCUUCUGGUCAGGAAGAAAAGACUUAUUGUUCUCUUCAGCCACUGGCUACUUCAUGCUUAUGGGAUAAUCUCCAUUUCCAGAGUGGACAAACUCGAGCAGGAUCUACCCCUUUUGGCUCUGGUACCUACACCAGCCCUGUUUUACUUAUUCACUGUGAAAUUUACUGAACCAUCCCGGAUACUCUCAGAAGGGGCCAAUGGAAACUGAGUGUAAAAUGCCAAAACCUUAGAAGUAUUAGCAAGAAAAUAAAGAAUUAAAAAAAUGUAUUAAUACCAUUCUGUCACACAUGGGAGCAAGAUGGUCAAUAUAUCUUAACGCUUGUUUGUUUUUUGACUUAACAAACCUCUUGGUUAGAUGUGGAAAAUACAAAAUAUGGUACUGCAUAGAAUGCUAUCUGUAUCAUGAGUUCCAGUUAUCCUUCAGGAACAAUCGUGUAUCUGUGUCUGCUAUGUGUUUGUGGAGAACUUCAACAUCCUUAGCAGUGGCAUAAUUAUUUAUGCCUGUUCUCUUUCAAUUUGUUUUUUAUCCUAUAAAAAACUACAAAGGCAGACAUACUUGUAGAGUAUGAUAGCAAAUAUGGAAAUAAUUUUUUGUUGUUAUCUAUUUAUUUUUACCAAGACAGUAUUUUAAUGAUAGUACAAAAAUAGAGCCUAAUUUAUAAAGCAAGCUUUCUGUUUAUAGACAGUUUGGUUGUUGAAGGUGUGUUCAGAUUAUUGUUUCUGUAAAGAAGAAAAUAAUAAAAAGUUUAAUUACAAAA
This is a messenger RNA of Nannospalax galili (Upper Galilee mountains blind mole rat), 1753 nucleotides long. It is a transcript of the gene Jkamp, whose product is annotated as JNK1/MAPK8 associated membrane protein. The coding region runs from base 457 to 1203 and encodes 248 amino acids. The transcript is spliced from 6 exons. Gene Ontology annotation, biological process: response to unfolded protein. Gene Ontology annotation, cellular component: membrane. Gene Ontology annotation, molecular function: ubiquitin protein ligase binding. NCBI's taxonomy places the organism in Eukaryota, Metazoa, Chordata, Mammalia, Rodentia, Spalacidae. The record is from RefSeq and is a predicted model, not a curated record.